AUGACUAGCAUGCCUGGAUUCGACGUGGUUGAGAAGCUCAAGGGUCCUCUCAGUUCCUACUUCAGCCACAUCACCCAGUCUACCGGAUGUCAAGUCCUUCUGCGUGGUCGUGGGUCAGGGUUCUUGGAGCCAUCCUCAGGGAAAGAAGCGUUCGAAGCCAUGUACAUGUUUGUGAGCCAUAACACACCGGAAGAGCUGGCAGCUGCGGUGCAACUGUGCCAGGGUUUGCUGGACAGUGUCAAAAAACAAUAUGAAGAGUACAAGGAGAGCCAAAGACGGCCCAGCGGAGGGUUAGCCAGAGGCGAUGCCUACGGUUACACACAACACAUCAACUAUAACUCAAACGGAUACAACAAUGGGUACAACGAAGCACCUCAGCAACCACCACCCCCGCGACCGCAGCACCAACAAUACGAUCACCGUAGUCAGCCUCAGCCACCCCACCAAAGCCGAUACCCAGCAGCCACCUACUACCACCCCCCUCCCCCGCCACCCCCGCCGCAUGUCCCCGGUCCUCAACCAGCGAGUGCGAGCGCGAGCGCAUACACCCACUCCAGCAGUCAUCCCCCAAUCGGCUACGCAUCUGCUACACAUAUGCACGCCCCGCCUACGCAACCCCCACCCGGCCCUCCGCCCCCCUAUAUGCCUGCACCCCAAAUCUCGUCUCCAGCACUGAAUGCCCGGACGACGCUUGCGAGACCUACAACAGGGCCAGCGGGGCCUACUGUAUUAGCGAGUGUGAAUCUGCCGCCGCCUCCCCCGGGAGCACCGCCCACUCGCCUGCCGCUGGGUGCGCGUGCGCUGAUAGAGCCGCCGAUACCAGGGAUGACCAGAACAUCUGUUACUCGCAUACCCACACACUCACCCCCACCCCCGACACACAACGCCAAUGCCAAUGCUACUGCUACUGUCAGUAGGAAACGGAGGUUCCAGGAAACAUUAUCGGGCGCUGCGAACAGUCCCAGUGAUCGACUCGACCGGGCUCAUAGUCGGGAAGGAACGCGGAAACGUCGGUUUCAAGAAAGGGUGCGUACCCCAUCACCGUCGCCCCCUGCACAUGCGCGCUCACAAUCACCGCUGCCUCAGAGACAUCGCAGCCUGCAAGCACAUCCCGAGAGGCCUGAGAACGGUUCCCAUGAGGAAGUCGAGAAGCCAGAAAGUGAGAAGAAACAAAAGAUGAUACAGAAAUCAGCGUCUGAGCUUGCUUUAGUCGAUUAUGGCGAUGAUUCGGAUAGUGAUUAAUAAAGAGUUAC
This is a messenger RNA of Sphaeroforma arctica JP610, 1253 nucleotides long. RefSeq lists its product as hypothetical. Gene Ontology annotation, cellular component: nucleus. NCBI's taxonomy places the organism in Eukaryota, Ichthyosporea, Ichthyophonida. The record is from RefSeq and is a predicted model, not a curated record. Gene Ontology annotation, molecular function: RNA binding. The coding region runs from base 1 to 1242 and encodes 413 amino acids. The transcript is spliced from 3 exons.